CCCAGAGUGCAGUGUGAGGUUUGCCCCACCCCAUGUCUCAGCCCUUAUUUCCCAGCCGUGAGAAAUAGAGCAAAAUACUGCAAGCAGCGGCGGCAGCACCCCUCCUUCACCCAGCAGGGACCGGGGCACCCCAACAUCCCCCGCCCAGGAAGACAGCCAGGGGCCCCCGCUUCCCCUCUGCGGGAGGAGGACACGGCGCACAGAGGAGGGGGUUCUGCACAGGAGGAGGAUCGGAAACCACUGGGGACACGGACACCCCAAUAAUCAGGAUUACACCCCAGCCCACCCACCCCGCACCACCCGGAGGAUCAGAGAGACUGGGACCGGGGUGUGCGGCCUCUGACCCGGGGAACACCCUCUGCCUUGCUCCCCUGCGCCGCACAGGGCCAGGGGGCUCUUACCUGGGGGUCCUGUUGCCGGUUGUCUCUAAUUAAGACAUCCAGCGCCGCCUGCCCGCACCCCACUUCCCUUCCCGCACCGCACACACCGCGGGGGGGCCCUGCCCCUGCCCUGAUCGCCGCCAGAUAGCGGGGUGCUCCCCCCAGUGCCCCCGGCUCCCCCCGUGUGCGAUCAGACACUGAGAGGAGGAGAAACCGGGCGACCAUUUUAAGACAGGAAGAGCAAGAGAGGGGGAGGCUCCCUGACAUCUCCCCUCUCCCCGCCGCUACCAGGGGGCCGCCGCUACUGCUGCCAAUGGUUAAUUCGGGGGCGUGUGACCCCCGCACAGCCGCCACUAAUGAGUGACCGCUCGGGCUGAUUAGCGGAGUUCCUGCCCCGGGCGGCCACCCUGCUGCUGCUGCGCUCCUCUCUCUUAUCGGCGUCUCAUCGCGCCAGCCUCUCGCCCCGGUGUGUGCGGGAGGGAGGGCCGCGGCCUACUUGUUUGUUUUGCCUCCUCCGUCCAGUGCGGCUUUUCCUGAAGGCGGAGGCUGGCCUGCGGGGGGUGGUGAGCGGGUCAGCGGCGGGCGGGGUGCUCGGUGCGGCUGCGGGCCCUGACUGGGACGUGUAGCCGGUGGCGGUGCAGGGGAGCAGGAUGGGCUGCCUGGGGAACAGCAAGACGGAGGACCAGCGCAAUGAGGAGAAGGCGCAGCGGGAGGCCAACAAGAAGAUUGAGAAGCAGCUGCAGAAGGACAAGCAGGUGUACCGGGCCACGCACAGGCUGCUGCUGCUGGGUGCUGGAGAAUCUGGGAAAAGCACAAUUGUGAAACAAAUGCGAAUUCUUCAUGUGAAUGGAUUUAAUGCAGAAGAGAAAAAGAUAAAAGUUCAAGAUAUAAAGAAUAACAUUAAAGAGGCUAUUGAGACCAUAGUUACAGCAAUGGGAAAUCUGUCACCUCCAGUGGAGCUAGCAAAUCCAGACAGCCAGUUCCGAAUUGAUUAUAUCACAAAUUUACCGAGUCACAAGGAUUUUGACUUCCCAUCAGAGUUCUAUGAGCAUACAAAAGCACUCUGGCAAGACGAGGGUGUGAAGGCCUGCUACGAGAGAUCGAAUGAAUAUCAACUCAUUGACUGCGCACAGUAUUUUCUAGACAAAAUUGAUAUCGUGCAACAGAAUGAUUACACACCGAGUGAUCAGGAUUUGCUACGAUGCAGAGUCCUGACAUCAGGAAUAUUUGAAACAAAGUUUCAGGUUGACAAAGUAAACUUUCAUAUGUUUGAUGUUGGCGGUCAACGUGACGAACGCAGAAAAUGGAUCCAGUGCUUUAACGAUGUGACGGCGAUUAUAUUUGUGGUUGCCAGCAGCAGUUAUAAUAUGGUGAUCCGGGAGGACAAUCAGACCAACAGGCUCCAGGAAGCACUAAACCUCUUCAAGAGCAUCUGGAACAAUAGGUGGCUACGGACCAUUUCAGUCAUUCUCUUCUUGAAUAAACAAGAUCUACUUGCAGAGAAGGUUUUGGCUGGAAAAUCUAAAAUAGAGGACUACUUUCCAGAGUUUGCUCGUUAUACUACCCCAGAUGAUGCAACUCCAGAACCCGGGGAGGACCCCAGAGUCACAAGGGCCAAGUAUUUUAUUAGAGAUGAGUUUCUUAGAAUCAGUACAGCAAGCGGAGAUGGGCGGCACUACUGUUACCCUCACUUCACGUGUGCAGUGGAUACUGAAAAUAUUCGCAGGGUUUUUAAUGAUUGUCGGGACAUUAUCCAAAGGAUGCAUCUCCGUCAGUACGAACUGUUGUGAUGGAGAGAUUCUCAAUUAUAAAUAUAUAUAUAUUUUUUCUCCACCCUGGACUCUUAAUUCAAUUUAAAAAGAAAACGAAACUACAAAGAUCCUACACAACAAAAAAAAUCUGUAAAAAGGGGGUGGUGAAACCAUACACCCAUCAAGGGAUGGAAAAAUGUGUGCAUUCUCCCUCUCCAGCUUGCACCUGUUUUGCUUGUUUCCUUGCUGCUGGACAAUUGUGGAACUGUUAGCUUGCUGUCCUUCACCCCCUCUGUCCUGAAACGGCACGGGCUGGCACCAAAUGUACCCUUGACUGGAUUACCCCACCCCCCAAAUGCCAACAUUAAAUGCAGUGCGUGUGGAGGAUUUUGACUUCAUAUAAUGUAUACACAUGCAUCUGGAAGAGGGACUGUCUGUGCAAUGGGUUUGGAGACUGUACUGAUUAUUUCUUCCCCUCAAUAAUAAGAGCCUAAUUUUAUCCUUUUGACCCUCACCCAUUAUAUCAACUUUGUAUCCCUUCACUGCAUUGCUGACCGCCGACUGAAAGGACAUUCGACUCUCGACUGUAAUAUUGUGGCUUCAUAUUACGGAGCUGGGAGGCUCCCUGCCAUCACUGGGAGGGCAGCGGCAAGAAAUUUUAUGCCUUUAACAAGGGUGCCAUUAUUUUUCUUUUCUUUUUUUUUUUUUUUUAGAAAAAAACAAAACAAUAAAUACUUGGAUAUGAAUUUCAACAUAUCAAUGUAUUUAUUUCCAAAAAAAAAAAUCCUGGACAUUUGUGCUCUGAAUUAGUCAUGCAUAUUUCUUUUUGUUUUUUUUGUUUUGUUUUGUUGUUUUUCUUCUGUCCCCUCUUUGUCUUUUAAACGAUCUCUUGUGAUCUUUAAUUCUUCAAUCCUGAGCAAAAUGUUAGACCUCUGUCCUCACAAACAUGAUCACUCCCUUUCCUUCUGUACAACACCCCUCACUUUCUUUUCAUGGUUUUGUUUUUAUUUUACUGCUGGAUUAUUCUUUGUACAGAAUGUAAAAUGUAUUAUUUUGUACAACUUUAUUGAAAAAAAAAAAUAACUUGUAGAAGAUCUUUGUGCCUUGAUUUUGGCUGUGCCCUGUACAAUGAGCUAAGAUGUAAGUAUGUCAAAUUACUCUGUACAGCAAUGUCACCUUUGCCUCCUACCCCCUUUUCCUUCCUGUGUUCCUUCAACAUGGGGCAAAUCGAUCUGUAGUACUAGUUAUUUUUUUUUCUUCCUGGUUUACAAAAAGGAAAAAAGCUGUUUAGUAAAAAAUUUACAAAAUGUACAAAUGUUGCAAAUUAACCACUUUAAAAGUGGGUCUUCAUGAUGUGACCCACUGUGGCUUCAUCGUGCUUUUAACUUUUAGCUUGAACUCAUUUAAACAUCUAUCCAAAUGCAAGAACCUGGCUUGUUUCUACAUAAACCAAAUUUUGCUACAAAUAA
Messenger RNA from Pseudophryne corroboree (corroboree frog), 3600 nucleotides. It is a transcript of the gene GNAS, whose product is annotated as GNAS complex locus. NCBI's taxonomy places the organism in Eukaryota, Metazoa, Chordata, Amphibia, Anura, Myobatrachidae. Gene Ontology annotation, molecular function: corticotropin-releasing hormone receptor 1 binding; GTPase activity; insulin-like growth factor receptor binding. Bases 1031 to 2170 code for a protein of 379 amino acids. Gene Ontology annotation, cellular component: heterotrimeric G-protein complex. The transcript is spliced from 12 exons. Gene Ontology annotation, biological process: adenylate cyclase-activating dopamine receptor signaling pathway; sensory perception of chemical stimulus. The record is from RefSeq and is a predicted model, not a curated record.